ACACUACAUUAUUUUCAAGAUAUUUCUCCACUUCGAGAGCAAGUAUGCAACUGUUACGUGUUAGGGAAGCUAUCAACAUGGCUCUGGAUGAGGAAUUGAAAAGAGACGAUCGAGUUAUCAUUCUAGGAGAGGAAGUCGCUCAAUAUGAUGGAGCUUACAAAGUAACCGAUGGACUCUUGAAGAAGUAUACAAGUAAGCGAGUUAUUGACACUCCAAUUACUGAACAAGGUUUCGCAGGAAUUGCCAUUGGAGCUGCCUUAGCUGGGCUUCGGCCUGUCUGUGAGUUUAUGACAUUCAACUUCUCAAUGCAGGCUAUCGACCAGGUUAUAAAUUCUGCAGCCAAGACUUUUUACAUGUCUGCUGGCCUUUUCAAUGUGCCCAUUGUAUUCCGUGGACCGAACGGUGCCGCUUUGGGUGUGGCUGCGCAACACUCUCAGUGUUUCGGAGCAUGGUACAGUCAUUGUCCAGGGCUCAAAGUAAUAUCUCCGUAUAGCUCCGAGGAUUUUAAAGGUCUCUUAAAAGCAGCCAUUAGGGACCCCGAUCCAGUUAUAUUUUUAGAAAAUGAAAUUCUCUAUGGCUCUGAGUUUGUAAUGUCCAAAGAGGCGCUUUCCGAAGACUUUGUGCUGCCGAUUGGUAAAGCAAAAAUAGAACGUAGGGGAAAACACAUUACAAUCGUGGCUCACUCAAAAGCUGUUGACACAUCGUUGAAUGCAGCUAAGAUCCUGGCUCGACAAGGUGUAGAAGCAGAAGUGAUCAGUCUUAGAACUUUGCGACCUCUGGACAUUGACACAGUGGGAAAAUCUGUAAUGAAGACAAACCAUUUGAUAUCAGUUGAGGAAGGAUGGCCGCAAUGUGGCAUUGGCUCGGAGAUAUGCGCAAGAAUCAUGGAGAAUGAAGUUUUCUUCCAUCUAGACUCGCCGGUGGUUAGAGUAACUGGAGCAGAUGUUCCCAUGCCAUAUGCAAAAAGUCUCGAGCGAGCCUCACUACCUCAGCCAAAUGAUGUAGUUGCUGCUGCAAAAAAAGUGCUUGGUGUAAAAUAAUUCUGUCGACAGUCUCCUUUUAGUAAGACAAAACAUAAACAAUCAAGUAACUAUGUUUUGUGCUAUUUUUAGGACGCACUUUUUAAUUGUGGUAGAACUAU
Molecule: messenger RNA, 1141 nt
Organism: Macrosteles quadrilineatus (aster leafhopper)
Lineage: Eukaryota; Metazoa; Arthropoda; Insecta; Hemiptera; Cicadellidae
Product: pyruvate dehydrogenase E1 component subunit beta, mitochondrial-like
Exons: 1
Coding region: 45-1040 (331 amino acids)
Biological process (GO): pyruvate decarboxylation to acetyl-CoA
Molecular function (GO): pyruvate dehydrogenase (acetyl-transferring) activity
Source: RefSeq, a predicted model, not a curated record